GACUCGGCGGAGGCCCAGCUGGAGUCCGCCCUGGAGCCGAGCACCGCGCAGCCCGCCCCGACAGGCGCUAUCGCCGCGACCCCCGAGCAGCAGCUCGAGAAGUUCUGGAGCCACCAGAGCGAGUCGCGCCAGACCAGCAAGGCCACUGGGAUCGGGGGCGCACGGGCGAUCGCAGAGGGCACGGCGAAGAUCGAAAUGGAAGAUUUAAUCGUGACCAUGCUCGGCGGCGAGGACGCGCGCGCGGCGCUGCCGAAUGAGCGCGCCACUCCCAGGCGCAUGGCCAACAAGGGCGGCGAGGAUUCCGGCGCAGCAAUUCUCGGCCGUUGCCCGUUGUUCGCGCGCACCGGCGCGCGCGCCAGCCAGGGGGCCGCCAACGCUAAGCAGGGGCAGGAAUCGACUUGGACCGACGCCGCGGCGGGCCCCAAGGACCCGAAGGCAAAGACGGCAGCGAAGAAGGGGCGCGAGAAGUUGGAGCUGGAUAAGCAAGCCAAGCG
Messenger RNA from Prorocentrum cordatum, 494 nucleotides. NCBI's taxonomy places the organism in Eukaryota, Dinophyceae, Prorocentrales, Prorocentraceae. The record is from the annotation of a GenBank genome assembly.